This is a messenger RNA of Postia placenta MAD-698-R-SB12, 495 nucleotides long. RefSeq lists its product as hypothetical. The record is from RefSeq and is a predicted model, not a curated record. Lineage: Eukaryota; Fungi; Basidiomycota; Agaricomycetes; Polyporales; Adustoporiaceae. The annotation marks the transcript as partial. The transcript is spliced from 3 exons.
GUGAAGGUGCUGGAGGAAGCCCGGAGGAGGGGUUACGUAUGUCAGGGACUGCUAAUGUGGGGGCGAGCGCUGUCAGCGAGGCAGACCGAGCAGGAUCCGCGGACUCAGACUCCGAGACUCCUUCUUCACUCGCACUCUCCUCAGGCUCAGCCUCUGGCGCAGGGUCUGGAGGGAGAUAUCCUCGCGCUUGACUUGCACCGACAGGGCGAGAAUGCCACGAGGCGGAUCGGGAUGCGAGGGUGCUUCGAGGACCGAGCAGAUGUUGUGCUUGUUGAAUCGCUUUGUAGCGAGGGUCAUCCUCCUCGAUCAAUCGGGGUGUCCGAUUUGGGCUGCUCGCAAUGUCUCAGGGCUGUCUGGGAUGUAGACAUCGAUGAGAUCCUGGGAGUUGAAUGCGUGGAUCUGGCCUUGACAGGCAGCCACAAUGGAUGGGGAGAGGAUGGGGAGGUGCGCGUACUACAAUGGCCGUGCUAUACUAGCUUACGCUACGGCGCCUGA